AUGCCGUACUUGCAUACGUGUUCCACCAUGGCGCGCACUGCAUCCACAGCGGCUAUCAACGGGAGCGGCCUCUUCUGGCCGCGCGGCAGUGUUGGUGCUGGCGGUGAACGGGCGGCGCGUGGCGGUGCGCGACGUGGAUCCGCGCAUGUCGCUCGCCGAGUUCCUCCGCACCCGCAACGCGCUCACUGGCACCAAGCUCGGCUGCGGGGAAGGUGCGCGCUCCUGGGGAUGCGGGGAAGGUGCGCGCGUGUGGGGAUUCGGGGAAGCACACCUCGUUUCUGCCUCGAGGACAUCCAAGGUGCGCCCUCGCCUCUCCCCGCGGCCAUCCCUGACCGCUCUCACCACCGCACGCCUUACGACCUCUCCCCUUGCCUCCCCCUCUCCCCCCUCACCCUCUUCUUCCCCCCUGCCCCUUUCAUCUACCCCUCCCUCCCCCCCAGACUCGUCUCCCAAGAGGAUGGGUGCGGGGCGUGUGCAGUGAUGGUGACGCGCUACGAACCGCUCACCCACACCAUCGAACUGCUCGCUCAACGCCUGCCUGCUAUCGCUCGCCUCGCUGCACCUCGACGCCGUCACCACCGAGGAUCUGUGCCACUUGUCCCCGCCAACCCAUGCAGAGCGGAGCUCCCCUCGACAUGGCUGCACAGCAGCAGCGCGACCAGCACGUAUGGGCGGUGGUGCCUCACGCGGUGCAGCAGCGGCUGGCGGGGUUCCACGCGUCGCAGUGCGGCUUCUGCACGCCCGGCAUCUCCAUCGCCCUCCAUGCUGACCUGCGCUGCCACCGCUCCCGCAGGCGGUGCAAGUGGAGGUGGUGCAGCGGGUGCAGGGGGCACAGCAGGGUGCGCAGCAGGGGGCGCAGCAGGGGGCGCGGCAGGGGGCGCUGCAGGGGGCGCAGCAGGGGGCGCAGCAGGGGGCGCAGCAGGGGGCGCAACAGGGGGCGCAGCAGGGGGCGCAGCAGGGGGCACAGCAGGGGGCGCAGCAGGGGGCGCAGCAGGGGGCACAGAAGGGGGCGCAGCAGGGAGCGCAGCAGAGGGUACAGCAGGGGGCGCAGCAGGGGGCGCAGCAGGGGAGCUGAUGAACGAGGAGGAGGCGGGGUCCGAGUUCGCGCUGCGUGCACCUACUAGGGCGCCAGGGAAGGGGGGUGCAGUGGCGCAGCGGGGCACCGAGUGCAGCAACCCAUGCAUCGCUGAGUGCAGCAACCCACGCAUCGCUGAGUGCAGCAACCCAUGCAUCGCUGAGUGCAGCAACCCAUGCCUCGCUGAGUGCAGCAACCCAUGCAUCGCUGAGUGCAGCAACCCAUGCAUCACUGAGUGCAGCAACCCAUGCAUCGCUGAGUGCAGCAACCCAUGCAUCGCUGAGUGCAGUGGGGUGUGCAGCGCGCCUAGCAAGCCCCUCCCAUGCUACAAUCCCCUCUGUGACCCGCCCUUCCCCGCGUGGCUCAAGGUGGAGUCGAAGCAGCACACCAGCAGGCUGCAGGGGCACGCACGGAGGGAGGUAAGAUGCUUCUCCACUCUUCACCUUGAAGACCCACUUGCUGCUGGCCGCGCGGCAGUGCUGGUGCUGGCGGUGAACGGGCGGCGCGUGGCGGUGCGCGACGUGGAUCCGCGCAUGUCGCUCACCGAGUUCCUCCGCACCCGCAACGCGCUCACUGGCACCAAGCUCGGCUGCGGGGAAGGUGCGCGCUCCUGGGGAUGCGGGGAAGGUGCGCGCGUGUGGGGAUUCGGGGAAGGUGCGCGCUCCUGGGGCUGCGUUGAAGGUGCGCCCUCGCCUCUCCCCGCGGCCAUCCCUGACCGCUCUCACCACCGCACGCCUUACGACCUCUCCCCUUGCCUCCCCCUCUCCCCCCUCACCCUCUUCUUCCCCCCUGCCCCUUUCAUCUACCCCUCCCUCCCCCCCAGACUCGUCUCCCAAGAGGAUGGGUGCGGGGCGUGUGCAGUGAUGGUGACGCGCUACGAACCGCUCACCCACACCAUCGAACUGCUCGCUCAACGCCUGCCUGCUAUCGCUCGCCUCGCUGCACCUCGACGCCGUCACCACCGAGGAUCUGUGCCACUUGUCCCCGCCAACCCAUGCAGAGCGGAGCUCCCCUCGACAUGGCUGCACAGCAGCAGCGCGACCAGCACGUAUGGGCGGUGGUGCCUCACGCGGUGCAGCAGCGGCUGGCGGGGUUCCACGCAUCGCAGUGCGGCUUCUGCACGCCCGGCAUCUCCAUCGCCCUCCAUGCUGACCUGCGCUGCCACCGCUCCCGCAGGCGGUGCAAGUGGAGGUGGUGCAGCGGGUGCAGGGGGCACAGCAGGGUGCGCAGCAGGGGGCGCAGCAGGGGGCGCGGCAGGGGGCGCUGCAGGGGGCGCAGCAGGGGGCGCAGCAGGGGGCGCAACAGGGGGCGCAGCAGGGGGCGCAGCAGGGGGCACAGCAGGGGGCGCAGCAGGGGGCGCAGCAGGGGGCACAGAAGGGGGCGCAGCAGGGAGCGCAGCAGAGGGUACAGCAGGGGGCGCAGCAGGGGGCGCAGCAGGGGAGCUGAUGAACGAGGAGGAGGCGGGGUCCGAGUUCGCGCUGCGUGCACCUACUAGGGCGCCAGGGAAGGGGGGUGCAGUGGCGCAGCGGGGCACCGAGUGCAGCAACCCAUGCAUCGCUGAGUGCAGCAACCCACGCAUCGCUGAGUGCAGCAACCCAUGCAUCGCUGAGUGCAGCAACCCAUGCCUCGCUGAGUGCAGCAACCCAUGCAUCGCUGAGUGCAGCAACCCAUGCAUCACUGAGUGCAGCAACCCAUGCAUCGCUGAGUGCAGCAACCCAUGCAUCGCUGAGUGCAGUGGGGUGUGCAGCGCGCCUAGCAAGCCCCUCCCAUGCUACAAUCCCCUCUGUGACCCGCCCAUCCCCGCGUGGCUCAAGGUGGAGUCGAAGCAGCACACCAGCAGGCUGCAGGGGCACGCACGGAGGGAGGUGGCAGUGGCAUGUGCGCUGGCAGCGCAGUGCCAUACACCACCGGGUGCGCAUGGCACUGGACCGCAAGGUGCCUCACACGCGGGCGCCACGAGACGUGCUCACGACUCCCUCGCCUCUGUUGCCCAUCGGGACGGACCUGCCUACGCACAGCACAGUGAGGGCGCCAGGCCAUGUGCAGGGCGUGCUGGUGGCGUGCUGGUGGCGUGCUGGUGGCGUGCUGGUGGCGUGCUGCACAUUGAGGGCGCUCCAAUGCCUGUCCCCCUCUCUUGCCGUCUCACCUCCUCUCUCAUCUCCUAUUCUCUCCCCCUCCCUGGCCACACUCCCUUUCAUACUGCUCCUCUGCUCCCGCUGCUGCUCCCACUCCUGUUGCCAUUUCCUGCCACGGCUCCACUUUCCCUUGACCCAUCACAGUGUGAGGGAAGCAGUGCUGCUGGGGUCGGUGACAGUGACAGUAACGCCAACUAUAGCACCAGCAGUAGCACCUUGCAUCAUGACAGCGAAGCAGUGGAGGAAGUGGGGGAUAAUGAGGAGGAGGAGGGUAAGGAGGAGGGUGUGGAGGAUAAGGAGGACGGAGAGGAGGGGGAUGAGGAUGAGGGUGUGAUAGCACAGCGAGUGUGGAGGGAGGCGAAGGCCCUUGCGAGCUACACCGAGCGUGCAGCAGCGGUAGAGGCAUUCAACGCAGCACACGUGUGGCGCAAGCGGGGCCUGGCCAUGGCGCCCGCACUCUACCAUGUGCCGCUGCUCGCCAAGCCCGCUCGCGUGACGGUGUUUGGCGACGGGUCGGUGGUGGUGGAGGCGGGUGGUGUAGAGAUGGGGCAGGGGCUCUCCACCAAGCUGCGCCAGGCCGCUGCCCUCGGCCUCAACGCCCUCUGGGGCACCCCUGCUACCGGCAUAACAGACGCUGGCAGGGGCU
Closterium sp. Naga37s-1 is the source of this 3856-nucleotide messenger RNA. The record is from the annotation of a GenBank genome assembly. Lineage: Eukaryota; Viridiplantae; Streptophyta; Zygnematophyceae; Desmidiales; Closteriaceae.